Messenger RNA from Portunus trituberculatus (swimming crab), 2845 nucleotides. RefSeq names its product protein single-minded-like. Lineage: Eukaryota; Metazoa; Arthropoda; Malacostraca; Decapoda; Portunidae. The record is from RefSeq and is a predicted model, not a curated record. Gene Ontology annotation, molecular function: protein dimerization activity; DNA-binding transcription factor activity, RNA polymerase II-specific; RNA polymerase II transcription regulatory region sequence-specific DNA binding. Gene Ontology annotation, biological process: regulation of transcription by RNA polymerase II.
GAGAGAGAGAGAUAGAUGGAGAGAGAGCGAGGUACAGACACACAGACAGACAGACAGACGGAAAUCCGGAUAAGAGGGGCACAAGAACCGGAUCCGCUGUAACGUCACUCAAAAAUUCGGAUAACUGAAAAAAGAAUAAAUAAAACAAGAUUAAAUUUUCAACUUAUACGCAAAAACAAAUAAACAAACCAAGCGUCCGGAUAAAUGAACAAAAAUAUUAACUUAUCCGGACACUUACCGGCAUUUCUAGCUACUAAACCGUCCUUAACCGAAGUAGCCUUUAAAACCUUCCUAUUAUACGAAUCAAAACAUCAAAACCUUCCCUCUUAUCCGAAUUUAUCUCUAAAAAGCCUCUCAGUUAUCCGGAAAAACCGCAAAAGAGCCUCAAGUUAUCCGGACAAGCCUUGGAACGCCCUCGGUUAACCGGACCCGGAUUUUCUCGUUUAACCGGACAAAAAUCACCAAUCUGGAUCCAGCGCAGCGCUUUUUGGAGACCGGCCAGAUGCACGAUAUCAUCAAAAUGUGCAGCAGUUUCGACGGCGCUAAAUCCACAAAAGGCGCGUCUAAGAUGAGAAGGGAUCUACUUAACGCCGAGAUCUGUCAACUGCGAGAUCUCCUACCGCUGCCACCAUCUACGCGCCAACGCCUGUCCCAGCUGCAGCUCAUGGCCCUCGUCUGCGUCUACGUCAGGAAGAGUAACUACUUCCAGCAAGCAAUGAAGGUGAGGUCAGAGGGUGACCCGCGCGCUGACCCCCCUAACUUGGAAUUUCUGAAGACAUCGCUUGCUCCAUUCUUCGCACAGGCACUCAGCGGCUUCAUCAUGAUGCUGACACAGGGCGGCAAGCUCCUCUACAUCUCGGACAACGCCGCAGAGUACUUGGGUCACUCCAUGGAGGACCUGCUGAUCCACGGGGACAGCGUGUACGACAUCAUUGACAAGCAGGACCACGCCGCCGUGCAGGCCGAGCUGGUGCGCGCCGCGGCGGCCUCGCAGCAGCACCACCACCACCACCACCACGCCCACCACCACCACCAGGGCGGUGGCGGCGGCGGAGGCGUGGGUGUGGGGGCGGGGGUGGGGCUGGGUCUGGGUCUGGGCGAGGACCACCGGCUGUUCCUGUGUCGCAUGAACGUGUCCCGCAACGCGCGGCGUCAGAUGCGGUUCGGGGACCAGAAGGUGGUGCUGGUGGCGGGCCACUACCUGUCCUACCUGCCGCUGUGCUCGCGCAACGAGCCCGUCUUCCUGGCGCACUGCACGCCCGUGGCCAUGCCGGAGACGCGCGAGAGCGUCGUGCAGGGCGCCACCAACGUCUUCACCUCCGUGCACACGCUCGACAUGAAGUUCAUCUCGCUCGACAGGAACGGGGAGUUCCACCUGGGGUACACGCGGGAGUCGCUGUCCGGGGUGUCGUGGUACCAGCUGGUGCAUCCUGACCACCUGCAGGAGGCACAGGCCAAACACCGCCUCAUCACCACGAGCGAGCAGGACCGCGCGUGCAUCCUGCUGGUGCGGCUGCAGGCGGCGGGAGGCACGUGGCGCUGGGUGCACUGCGUCCUGCAGGUGAAGGACGCCACCGACUCCACCCACACGCAGCCAGCGGCAAGCGGCGCCGGCGGCGGAGGCGUUGGUGGUGGAAGGAGGAGGCGGCGGGGGCAGCCAGACUCAACAGACACAGCAGACACAGCAGCAGGCGACGCAGCAGCAGCAGCAGCAGCAGCAGCAGCACCAGUGAUCGUGGCCACCAACCAGGUGGUGGGAGAGCGCGAGGCGGCGGUGCUGCGCGCCAACGCCUGGCUCUACCACUACUACACCGUGCACUCCAAGCUGCAGUACGGCCUCGCCUACGACGCCGCCGCCGCCCACGCCGCCGCGCACGCCGCCGCCACCGCCCACCGCGUGCACGCCUACUACCCGCCCGUCGUCACCUACCAGGGCGACGCCGCCGCCGCCGCCGCCGCCGCCGCCGCCGCCGCCGCGCCCUACGUGGCCAACACCUCUCUGCCGCGGCCCACCUACCCGCAGCCCUACGCCGCCACGCCCGCCGCGGCGCCGCACCCGCUGUCCUCAGCCUAUGCCGCGGCGCAGCUGCAGCACUACCAUCAUCACCACCACCACCACCACCACUACUCAUCACGCCAGCAGCAGCAGCAGCAGCAACACCAGCACCAGCACCAGCAGCAGCACCACCACCACCACCCACAGACGCCGGCGCCAGGCGGCCUCGACUACCCCAGGGACGGCGCCCCCGCCUGGGGCUCUCCCGACGCGCCUGCACACACGCACGCCCACGCUGCUACCCUCGCGCCCGCACCAGCGCACCGCCCGGGCAAGAAGGGCUCCUCGCCCCUCACCUCGCCUCGCCGCUCGCCGCUCACGCCCGUGGCGGCGGCGGUGCCGGAGGGCGGCGGUGGCGUGGCGGUGGCUGCGCCCGUGGCGGUGCGAGCGGCGUCACGCGGGACACACAAGGGCGCGGCGUCGCCGGAGCCGAGGCCCGAGGCGCCCUGGAAGGCGUCGCCCACACAGGAGGUGCCAGAGUACCCGGACUUCUCCUACGUCACGCCGCCCUACCCCGCCGCCGCCACGCCCACGCCCACGCCCGCACACACGCCCACGCACACCAACACCAAGCUGCACGCCUUCACAUUCGACGCCGCGCAUGAUCACCACGUGCCCGCCGGCCCGCACGACGCAUGGUACUCACACACCUUCGUCAGGUAGCCUGCGCCGUCACCGCCGCCACACCACCACUACACCACAUCACACGCCACCACACUGCACCUCCACCACCACACCGCCACAACACCACACCACACCACCGCUACCGCCACCACCACCACCACCACG